GCAGGUCCCACAUGGUAUCCCAAUCUCGUCCCUGUAUGCUCCUGCUCCAGAGCAGGUCCCGCAUGGUACUCCCAUCCCGUCCCUCCCUCCUCGCCGCCCCACCUUGGAGUGCACGCAAUACACACCACAAACCGCCUACCUUUAAAUCCACUUCGCAGAAGAUGCCGGCGGCGCGGUGGCUGCUGGCGCUGUGCGCGCCACUGGCCGCCGAGGGUAUCGCCCUCGCCUCGGGGAACCUCGGCGCCCAGCGCGCGGCCGCCAAGGCCAAGGCCAAGACCGUGUCGGCGCAGGCCCUGCGGUACUUCCAGGCGCUCAACGCCUCGUCGUCCAGGAGGCCCGUGCUGGUGCCGCCCGGCGAUGUGCGGGCGCGCGCGGAGGCGCCCAAGCCGGGCGCCCGCCACGUCAGCCUCCUGGAGGUGGGCUCGCAGCGCGGGGAGUUCCAGCCCUCCGCGGAGUUCCAGGCCGGGGCGGAGGGCAAGUCCGAGGCGGCGCUGCCCUGGGGCGUGGGCACUCCCCGCGGCGGCGACAACUGGGUGGUCCACGAGUACUCAGCCAUGCACAUGCUCGAUGUCCCCCACUGGGUGGAGUACAGCCUGGAAACUGGGGACAACAUCCAGACCUUCAGCAGCGCUUGGCAGGAUGUCAAGCUCAUUACACAGGUGCUCGAGAAUGUCACCAACGGCUUCUACCUGGACACCCACGGCGGGGAUGGCGAGACGAACAGCUACACGCUCCUGCUCGAGAUCACAGGCUGGCGCGGGCUCAUCCUAGAGCCUCAAAUUUACGAGUUCGCUACGCUGUGGGGCAAGAUGCGGAAGGCGUGGCUGUUCCUCGGGUGCCUAUCUCCGACCGGGAACGCCACGAAGCUCGGCUUUGACACCGAUGGCGUACUCGACAUGUUGAGCGGUCACCAGAUUCACGCCUAUAAUUUGCCCACGUUCUUGGAAGAGAUGGGCGGUCGCAAGACCAUCGAUUUCUGGGCUGUGCACAAUGGUCAUUACGAGGCAGAGGUCCUGAAUGAAACCUUCUUCGGCACAGGGAAGAACAUCGAGUUCGGGGUCGUUCUGGUCCGCUUCAAUGGACGUAACGCUGGCCGUGGUUCCCAGUGGUUCGCUCAGCACAGGUCCAAAGACGAGACCGAAGAGCUCGUCUUUGAGAUCAUGCACAACGCCAGCUUCAACUACAUCGGUGGCCUUGACGCGUUUUGGAUCAACUACGUCGAGCCGCGCUUCCAUUACAAUGACCAUGUGUGGGUGAACCCCGCGUACUUCGAGAGGCGCGGCAUCCCUAUUCCCACGUGGUGCAAGUCGGCGCCCCCUCCCGCGCUGGAGUAUCCCCGCCAAGGCCACCUCGACGUUCCUGGACUGGACAACCUUAAGAAGUGGACAGGCUCGGGCUCUUCCCCAGGACCGCACGUGUAUGGACAUCCGACCGACAUGACUGCGGGGAGCAUCCCCCACGGAUACGGAAGCCCGGGGAUCCCCUACGGGCCUUCCUCGCGCAACCCGUUCGGCAUCGACCACCAGGAAUACGACGACCCGGCAUACAUGUCCCUUGGGUCGAGCAACCCGUCGCACCCGGGACCGCAGGGAGGAGGCGGGACCUGGGACCCCCGCUGGAACUGGGACGCUGGCUACACCUACGAAGAGGAGACCAACAAGAUGAUCGCCUACAUCGCGAAGGCGAAGAGGGACGCCGCGUUCACGGAAGAACCCGCCAAGGCGCACCGCGUGCAGUACAACCGCCUGUUGUCGGUGCGCCACGACUGAGCUCGCUUGGCUGCGCGGUGCUGGCGCGUCCAGGUUCGGGAUCUUCCUCGUGGGGCGAGGCUCUCCCAACGGUAGCACGAUGGCUGUAGUCAGAGAGAGCAAAACACCCCAACCCUAGGAAUACGAUGCAGACGUGGCCUCACGGAGGUCCCCGUCGUCGCAUUAGGGAUCACAGAUCUGGGCGGUUUGGCCUGGUCCAUCUGUAGAAAACGCCCCCCUAUCCCGAAUGUUUCUGACCCUCCUGACUUAUGUCCCCUCCCAAAGGGUUCAGGGGUACUCUGAUUGCUUAUCAAGUAGUGUCUCUGGUGGGCCGUCAUCGCGCCCACGAAGGCCUCGCAGGCAUUGCCGUCCAGCCCGGUUUUCGCAGCAAACGUCGGGCGCUCGCGCUGAAGACCGCCGAUGGCCGCCGAGGACCCCCGGCGACCGCCGGCCGACAGCAGCCAUCGGCCCCUCCUCUCGCUCGGCUCUGCCCUGUUUGUUUCCUUCUUUGGAUCACUACGUCCUUCCGCGUCCCAAUGUGUUCCUCUG
Molecule: messenger RNA, 2297 nt
Organism: Prorocentrum cordatum
Lineage: Eukaryota; Dinophyceae; Prorocentrales; Prorocentraceae
Source: the annotation of a GenBank genome assembly